CUUGUCUGCAGUCAUCACAAAACAAGCCGUUGUCUCCAAACACAUCGUCUCUGCGUCUUUGAUAGGUAGUUGAUAACAGACAUACAGACUGAUGGGGCUGGCUGACCUUGCUGUAUAUAAAGUGAGCAGCAGCAGUUGCAAAGCCAGUUGAAGACAGGAGAGACUUCUGCCAGCAACCUCAGUGAGAACUCAUCUAUCUUCCUUGUGGACUCUGGAUUUUGCAAAACAUUAUAAUGGCUCAGGUGAUCAUCACUGUGGCUCUCCUGGCUAUGGCAUGUCCUUCAAUGGCAUUUGACAUGGGUCAAUCCACUCGUUGCGUCACAAUCCCUAACAAGAUGAAGGUGUGCAAAGAUGUCGGAUAUUCUGAGAUGCGGCUGCCCAACUUUUUGGGCCACAGUAACCUGGAAGGUGAGGUGGUGCCACGCUCGGAGGACUGGAGACCCUUGUUGCAGACAGGCUGCCACCCCCAGGCCCAGGCCUUCCUCUGCUCCCUCAUUGCUCCUGUCUGUCUUGACACUUUUAUCCAGCCCUGCCGUAGUCUGUGUGUGGCAGUCAGGGACAGCUGUGCCCCGGUGCUCGCCUGCCAGGGUCACCCAUGGCCUGAGGCACUUGACUGUGACCGCUUCCCUGCCGAGGAAGACAUGUGCCUUUCUCCCCUUGCAAAAUUCAGCCACUUUGCCAAAGACUUGCCCAAACCGGCCUGCCAAAACUGUCCUUCUGUGGAAGAGGCUCCUGCAAUGAAAACAGUCCUGGAUGCUUUUUGCCAGCAUGACUUUGCUGUGACUGCCAAACUUCAUCGUCGUCGCCUACCCAUGGGAGAGCCAGAAUUUGAGGUAGAGGGCCGGGUGGAAUUUAUCCGCCAGGGGCCUCUGCUGCCUUAUGACACCCAGCACCUCCUCCAACAGUGGCUCCUCAUCAACCUUCGCUGUGCUAAUGCCCUUGUGCGCCCCGGACGAGCACAGCUUUAUGUACUAACUGGCUCUGUGCAGCCUGACGGCACCCUUGCUCUCACCCGACUAUUCCCUUGGCACAAAAAGGAUGCAAACAUUGCUGUGGCCACUCGCAAGUGGAAACAUCAUAGAUGUUGAAUGGACUUACAUUUAAAUACUGGAGCUCUGAAUCUGUGAUUGAAGUGUAGCAUUGCAUAAGAAGAACCUUCUUGUAUGAUUCUACACUUCAGACACACAAGAUUUGAGACAAAAUCAAACAGAAAUUUUGAGAUGGAGAGUUUCUCGGCUUUGGGUGUUAAUGGAAAUUUGAAAAGUAGGCUAAAUAGAAAUGAAUAUAAGAACGGAGCUGGACUCGGACAUCAAUACCCUUUGCUUCCUUCAGCUCACCAUCUCAUCUCUGCUCUUACAGCACACAGUAAUAGAAUGCACUCAAACAUGUACAUAGUAUUAAUAAAUGUAAAGUGAUUGUAUAUUCUAUUUUCUAUAAGGAUAUGGUUGUAUUUAUGACAUCUUUUU
Messenger RNA from Thunnus maccoyii (southern bluefin tuna), 1466 nucleotides. RefSeq names its product sizzled (gene szl). Gene Ontology annotation, biological process: negative regulation of canonical Wnt signaling pathway; canonical Wnt signaling pathway; non-canonical Wnt signaling pathway. The record is from RefSeq and is a predicted model, not a curated record. NCBI's taxonomy places the organism in Eukaryota, Metazoa, Chordata, Actinopteri, Scombriformes, Scombridae. The transcript is spliced from 4 exons. Bases 234 to 1088 code for a protein of 284 amino acids. Gene Ontology annotation, molecular function: Wnt-protein binding.